GCUUGGCUCUGUCUCGCAGGAAAACUACUGGGGCAGGAGCAGUGUAGGACGAGUCAGUCCGUGAACUUGCGGCAGUGUACUUACAGAAGUCCUCAGUUUUGCGACUACAGGCGAAACAGACUGAAGUAAAACGAGGAAAAGAGGAUAAAGCUGCAGAAUGGGCGCUUCAGCAACGCCAGUCACACUGUUUACACUUUUCUGGCUUGGCGUGGGCGGCGUGAUUCCGUGGUUUGUGCCGAAGGGGAACAACCGCGGGCUAAUCCAGACAAUGAUUGUCACUACUGCUGCCCUCUGUUAUAUAUUCUGGCUGUGUGCAUACAUGGCUCAGAUGAAUCCUCUCACGGGACCCCUUCUGAACAACAAGACUGUCAUCAUCAUGCGACAUGAAUGGAUGUAGAUAGCUAUAGAUGGGGAGCCAAAUAUGUGCUGACCUGAAAACCUCUCCUGCUUCAAUCUCUGCCAGGAAUGAAGCAGCACCGUUAUGAAUUAUUCCAAUGUUUAGGAUCAAUACUCAAAGGGUGUAGUGCAUCAUACACACCACAGCUGUGCACCCUCCUUCUGUACCAACUUCUCCUUUUUUCCCAGACAACUUCCUCAGCUGCUUUACAGGUGGUGUCAUAAGUUAGUGCACAUCUGUGCAGUACAGUGAAAAGAAUGAUCUGUUUCUGCAUUUUUACAUAUUUGCUUUACAGAAGAGAGACAUAACAGUAGAUAAUACGGUGUGUACUUUACAGAUCAUUGCCGUGAUUUUGUAGCGAUGCCUUCUGCUCGAUUCUAUGCCACUCUUAUCAUCCACUGUUCACGGCCAGCUGAUCCCAUGGAUAAUGCGGGCAGCUCGUCACUCUGAUCACUAAGCGUGAAAAGAAAUAGCACUGGAAAAGGCAUCACUACAAAAUCGCAGCCCAUAUGUUGCCUUCUACUGUAGUUGUUUAAUUUCUCUCAUCUUGUUGCCUGGGAACCUAACAUAGCACAAGAGACAUGCACUUAUUAAAGGUGUAAGGACAGAAAAUGUGUACAUGAACAGAGCACAGGGAUAAGAAGCAGAAGUUGGGUAUGUGAUGCCUUUCCAUUUUUAUGUGGAAAAUAGAAUUCUGCUAUUUCUCAGACGUUUUCCUUCUGUGCAUAUGCGAAACGUUGCUAUGGUACCCUGUUAAAAUGGACUACUAUAAAGAAACCCAGGUAGUUAGAAGAAACAGGAACCCUUGACUUGGGCAUAUCUCGUAGGCCCAGGUGUACCUUUGGGACUUCAAACAUCAGCCAUAUAACUGCUUAACCACUUUCCUGUUCAAACAUCCAUAAACAGUACUUGUGCUGUGGCCCUUUUAUGUGCAUGCUUUCAUAGGUUUUUGAAGCCUGCUCUUAGCUCAUUAUACCAUUCUAAUGGUACAGAUUGAAGCUGUCAACAUGUGUACACUUCCCAGUAAAGAAAUUUUUCAAAUGGGAAAGCAUUUUAUACUUUCUUGCUGGAUAAGUAUCGCUACUGUCUGGGCCUUACUGCUUGCAUCACACUUUGGUGCCUGCAUGUCACACUCUGCCAGUUUAGCCUGAGCUACAGUUUGUGUUCAGUGUGUUGCAACAAAAUGAGAUUCAUUAACAUAGUUGACAUGUUUCUAAUGUAGGCUUUAAAUACAUGUAGCCUUGCAUUUAUGCUGUGGAAAUGUGUUUGGUUGUCACUCAUUAUACUUUAUAUUUUUUAAAUUCCUUUGUACCUUACAUUUUUUGUUUAUGUGCAGCAGCCUACUGCCAUGCCUCCACAACCCCAACCUGCUUUUUUUGUCGCAUGCUUUCAUGUAUGGCCAGCACUUCCUGAACGACUUAUCUCAUCACGAUUCUAGUCACAAUUAGCUAUAUAUUUAUUGUUUCACGUCAAUAAAAUUGUAUAUAACAAAAUGACUUGUGGCCUAAUAAAAUGGUCUUCACCCUG
Dermacentor silvarum is the source of this 1924-nucleotide messenger RNA. RefSeq names its product V-type proton ATPase subunit e 2-like. NCBI's taxonomy places the organism in Eukaryota, Metazoa, Arthropoda, Arachnida, Ixodida, Ixodidae. Gene Ontology annotation, biological process: proton transmembrane transport. The record is from RefSeq and is a predicted model, not a curated record. The transcript is spliced from 3 exons. Gene Ontology annotation, cellular component: plasma membrane proton-transporting V-type ATPase complex; proton-transporting V-type ATPase, V0 domain. Gene Ontology annotation, molecular function: proton-transporting ATPase activity, rotational mechanism. Bases 158 to 397 code for a protein of 79 amino acids.